AUGGCUAACGAACAUUUUAAAUUUUCACUAAUGUCUAAUCCACCAAUCACAAGUGACGAUUUAAAUACAUCAAUUAAACUACUAAAUGACACCAUUUACACCUACUUUGCUGGAAACUUCGGGUUUGUGGAACGUCUGCCGGAUAAAUUACUCAAUGAUAAAUACAAAAAUCACAGCAUAAAGGACUUGAAGAAAGCAUUGAAACCACUUAAAUUAUCCAACUCUGAUCUUGCCGAAAUUAGAUAUGUCUCUCGUCUCGUGCGAAAUAAGCUCAAAUCUAACACAACUAAUGAUAACAUGCAUAAUGAGUCGUUUAACCACGAUAAAUACUUUGAACGUAAUUUCUGGGAUAUGUCAAGAAAAUCAUAA
Molecule: messenger RNA, 369 nt
Organism: Paramuricea clavata
Lineage: Eukaryota; Metazoa; Cnidaria; Anthozoa; Malacalcyonacea; Plexauridae
Source: the annotation of a GenBank genome assembly